AACUAAGAAGCAAAACAGGAAGUGACUGUUGGCGGGAAUUUCUUUUCGUGUUAUGAAAGUUGGACCGUGGCUUUUCAAAGACAGGCUUAGUUUAUACAAAUUGAAUGUUCAGGAUCAGUUUUUGCCAACACCAGACCGUCAUCAAGUAAAGGUUGAAUAUGAGGGCUGAUUUGGAUAAAAUAGUGACUUUGUCAGAUGGAGACAGUACCACUGAGCUUCAGAAAUACCUGUCCUCUCUUAAUAAUGACCAGCUGAUCACCGUGAUUACGAAUGGUGCAUUAAAGGGUAAGAAGGUCGGCUCGAUGAUUAAAGGCAUAUUCAAAGGCUCACCCUCCAAUUCCACUGAAGGAUCAAACCGCAGACUUAUUGUUUAUCAACACUGCAUCCCUCUGUGUGAGUCUGGGGAUCUUCAGACUGAGGUGGCAGCAGAUAUCAUUGGAUUGCUGAUGCUGGAGGCUCACACACUCUCUGGGUCCUCUCUUGCACAAGUGGCGUCUCUUUUCGUUGAAGCCAUUAAGGUGGGGAAAAUGGGCAGUGGGAAAUCACUGGAGUUGUUUCCUACAGUGCUUACUGCCCUUUCAGCGUGUGAGGCGUUGUCUUAUGGCAAAGGUGAACUUAAUGGUGAGGAGUACAAGAAACAGCUGAUCAACAGCCUCUGCUCCAGCAGAUGGGAUCCCCAGUCUGUCAUCCACCUGACAACCAUGUUCAGGGAUGUGCCUUUGUCAUCAGAGGAGCUGCAGUUCGUGGUUGAGAAAGUGUUGAGGAUGUUUAACAAACUGGAUCUGCAGGAGAUCCCACCUUUGGUUUAUCAGCUGCUGCUAUUAUCUGCAAAGGGUUGUAAGAAACAGGUCCUGGAUGGCAUUAUCGGUUAUUUUAAGGAGCAAGAUGUUCGCCAGGAGGAAGAGCAGAAACAUGGAGAGAGCCUGGAUCUAGAGGUUCAGUCCAUCCCUCAGGACCAGCUAAGGCAUGUGGAGGGUACUGCUAUCCUCCACAUUGUCUUUGCUAUACGACUUGAUCAUGAACUCGGGAGAGAAUUUCUUAAAAGCAUAAAGACGUCUUAUGGUGACUUGUGCCCUUUCAGCGUUGCUUUGCUGCUCUCAGUUGCACGCAUUCAGCGUUAUGAAGAGCAGGUGUUUGAACUUAUGAAGGGGGCAAUUAUCAAGAGCUUCAAGGAUGAGCAGCUGCAGCAGGGGUCAAAGUUCCUACAAGACCUUCUGCCUGAACACUGCAGCGUGGCUCAGAUGAUACUGGACACAGUUAAGAACAGUGUGUUUGGCUGGGAUCAUGUGACCCAGGGGCUUGUGCAGCUUGGCUUCUUUCUUAUGGAUAACUUGGGACCCAAACCUGGACCUUUUGGAAAGACUAUUGAAGGCUCUUCUACCAUAGCCCGGACCCCUGCUCAGCAGGCUUGUAAGCUGGGAAGACAGGUUCUCCUGCAGGGCUUUAAGAUGCACGAGCCUAUCAGAGGAGAGAUACUGGAGCAAGUAUUGAAUCGUUUGGUCACAAAGACGGCCUCACCUGUCAGUCAUUACUUGGACCUUUUCUCCGACAUUGUCAUUUCUGCUCCCAUGAUCCUUCUGGAGUCAUCCUCAAAGGUGACAGAGACAUUUGACCACCUGUCAUACCUGCCGUUAGCCACAGUUCAAGGUCUACUUAAAGCAGUCCAGCCCCUGCUCAAAGUCAGCAUGUCCUUAAAAGAUAAUCUGAUUCUAGUUCUCCGGAAGGCCAUGUUUUCCAGCCAACUGGACGGCAGGAAGUCCGCAGUCACCGGCUUCUUGCUGCUGUUGAAGAACUUCAAAGUGUUGGGCAGCAUGGCCUCCAGCCAGUGUAGCCAGGCAGUCUCCUCUAGCCAGAUCCAGGUAGACGUUCACUCUCGUUACAACUCUGCUGCAAACGAAGCGUUCUGUCUGGAGAUCCUUAGCAGUCUGCGUCGCUGCCUCGGCCAGCAGGCUGAUAUUCGUCUCAUGCUCUAUGAGGGUUUCUAUGACGUCCUUCGCCGCAACUCUCAACUUGCAAGCUCCAUUAUGCAGACCCUCUUCUCACAGCUGAGGCGGUACUAUGAACCUGAACAGGACCUCCUGCCCCCAGUAAAACUGGAACCGUGCAUCACAGCUCUCGGAAACCAAGUCUAUCUGCAGGAGCCCCUGGCUCAUCUGGUGAGCUGUACUAUACACUGCCUGUUGUGGCUGCAGAACAUGCGCCAGUCAGCCCACCCCAACCCUGAUGACAGUGAUAAUGAUGAUGAAGAGGAGGAGGAGGGGUACCAGACUGAAUUGCAGAUGAUCCUGGAGAGCAUGACAAGACGCAUGAUCAAGUGUGAACUGGAGGACUUUGAACUGGACAAGUCAGCCGAGUUCUCCAUGAGUUCCAGCGUUGGGGUGAAGAACAAUAUCUAUGCUGUGCUGGUGAUGGGAGUGUACGAGGUCCUUAUGGAGUUCAGCUUUACCAAAGCAAACUACAUUAAGAGCCACUUUGAGGAGCUCUUGGAGUUGUUCAACCGCUAUCACAAGCUGUCCGACAUCCUGAAGGAGAAAUCCGGAAAGGGUCGAGUUCCCUCACACAAGACGCCGCGCAGUUUGCUCUCCUUGGGCUUCAUAUCGACUCUCCUCACUGUGCUUUUCAGGGACAGUACUCAAAGCAGAGAGGAGGCUCUCUCAGUGCUUCGCUCCAGCGGAGAAUUUGUGCGUUAUGCAGUCAGUGUGGCUGUGCAGAAGAUCCAGCAGCUAGAGGAACAUGGACACGCAGAUGGCUCAGACGGACAGAACACAGACAAAACUUUCCAGUUCCUUUGUGAAAUGACAAGUGUGCUGAUGUGGCGCUACACCAACAUCCCCAGCGCUGUGGAGGAUGCAGGGAAGAAGGAGAAGCGCUCCAGCUUGUCUCUGCUGUGUCUGGAAGGUCUACUCAAGAUCUUCACAACCUGCCAGCAGCGCUAUCCGGAUAGGAUGCCUCAGCUCCUCUCUACCAUGGACAUCGCAGAGGACAAUGAAGAGCCAGACGAUGGCACAGAGAUGAACUUCUUUUACAUCCGACAGUUUCAGAGGGCGCUGUUUACUCAGUUAAGCGGCGGUGAGGAUGAAUUCAACAGCAAAGAGGCUCAGCUGCUGGUGAGCAUCUUGACUGUGCUUUCACGCCAGCUAAAGCCGUCCUCUCAACAGUUUGUUCAGAUGAUCACGUGGACAGUGAAAGUAUGUAAGGAGACCAGCUUUGAGGAUUCACCUUUCUCCAAGGGCCUGCUCUCCCUUCUAUUCAGUCUGCAUGUUCUCUACAAGAGUCCAGUAAGUCUGCUGUUGGAACUCUGCCAGGACAUCCACAGCCACCUGGGAGAUAUUGAUCAGGAUGUGGAAGUGGAAAAACAGUCUCACUUUGCCAUCAUCAACAUGAAGACUGCAUCCACAGCAGCCCUGCUGGUCCUGUCUCAGGUUGGCCGAGUGCUCGAUGAAGUGGACUGGCUAAUUGCCAGAAAGAAAAGCCACAUGCCCUCUGACAAAUCCGGCUCUGGUGAUGCCACUCAGACUGCAGGCCAGCAAGAUCUGAUUGAGAAAGCAGUGACUCUGCAGCUUGGGACUCUUUUGACAGCAUUAAAUGAACUGGUGCAGACAGCCCUGCUGCCUGGCACCUGGACCAUCACACUGCUGAGAGAACUGAGCCGCACAUACACCAUCCUGACUACUUUGGUCAAAUAUUACAUUCAGAUGUGUUCAAGCCAGCAUGGUUCACUGCCGGCACGCUUUGAAAAGCUGGUCAAACUGUCUGGUUCUCACCUGACACCACAGUGCUACUCAUUCAUCACAUAUGCACAGAAUGGAGAACUCGGUGGUGGAGGUUCAGAUGACAAGAAGAAAAAGAAAAGGAGUGAAGUCAGCACUGCUGCCUCUGCAAAACUUCUGCGCGAGACAACGGCCAUCCCUAACUUAAUCUUCAGCAUUGAGCAGUAUGAGAAGUUCCUCAUCACACUAUCAAAGAAAUCAAAGGUAAAUCUGAUGCAGUACAUGAAGCUGAGCACCUCAAGAGACUUCCGCAUCAACGCUGCUACUCUGGAUGCAGCGCUGCAGGAGCAGGAUGAGAAUGACGAGAACACAGAGUCACAGGAAGCCGAAGAAACUCAAGAACCCAAACAGAAGAAAAGAAAACAGUGACACUCUGCUCCUGUUUGGUUAACACAACUCCACAUCCCUCUCUGGUCUCGAACUUGAGCAGCUGCUGAACGGGCAGUGGGCACUUUGAACUGUUCCAAAUAUCUGACGCUUAUCUCCCUUUGUUCAGAGAGCCUUUGGUGAUGUCGAGGAUUUGGUAGAUGUCCAACGCCUCACCUGUGGAGAGUUUUGCACACAAUGUUAUAAAGCUGGCUGUGUUCCUAUAGACGUCAACAUUGAUGAAAAUAAAUGUUUAGUAUGUGGCAUGCUUUUGUUAAGUUAAAUAUCAACUGUAUGGUGUGUUGUUUUUUUCUACUGUAAUUUCCAUUUUACACCCUUUUAGGGUUUCAAGGACUACUCUGACUCAUUCAAGGAUAGUGAAGUCGUUACAACAUAAAGCAGUCCCUCGCACACCCUGGCAGGGUGGGGACUCAUCGGUUCCUAUACACAAAAAUGCAAACUGAGGAGAUUGUCAAUUUUUGUAAAUUGCUGUUUUGUUUGAAAAUAAAUAUUUUCUUAUUCUGUUUUUA
Notolabrus celidotus (New Zealand spotty) is the source of this 4666-nucleotide messenger RNA. It is a transcript of the gene fanci, whose product is annotated as FA complementation group I. The transcript is spliced from 38 exons. NCBI's taxonomy places the organism in Eukaryota, Metazoa, Chordata, Actinopteri, Labriformes, Labridae. Bases 159 to 4139 code for a protein of 1326 amino acids. Gene Ontology annotation, biological process: DNA repair. Gene Ontology annotation, molecular function: DNA polymerase binding. The record is from RefSeq and is a predicted model, not a curated record.